AUGAGCCCCCACGGGUCACUGCGUGGUCGCAGUGCGGGCACCGGCUCCUUCCUCAGCGUCACCGGUUCGCACGAAAAGACCAGUUCCAGUGCCAGCGUGAGCCCCGAUGCGUCAGCGACCAACAAGUACCGGCUGGUCGUGCUCGGCGGUCCUCGCGUCGGCAAGUCGGCCAUCGUGCACCGCUUCCUGCACGACAGGUUCCUGCACGACUACAGCGCCACCGUCGAGGAGUUCCACCGCGGCGAGUACGACGUUGGCGGUGGCGCCACCGUCGCUCUCGACAUUCUCGACACCGGCGGGAGCUUUGAGUUCCCCGCCAUGCGUCGCCUCGCUAUCGACUCAGGUGACGCCUUCCUUCUCGUGUACGCGAUCGACGACCGCGAUUCCUUCGAGCUGGUGCGCAAGCUGCGCGACGACGUGCUGGCUGCUCGCAAGGCGCCCCCUAUCGUCGUGGUGGGCAACAAGAUUGACCUCGAAUCGCAUCGCCAGGUCCAGUCACAGAUGGUCGAGCCGAUCGUCUGCAUAGACUGGGAGCACGGCUGGGUCGAGUGCUCAGCAAAGGACAACACAAACAUCGCCAGGGUCUUCCAGGAGCUGCUGGCGCAGGCGCACUUCAAGAGCAAGGUUGCCAAGGCGACGCAGAGCCGACGCAUGUCCCUUCCCGUGAACAGCUUCAGCCGGGACCAGCUGAGCCCGGUGUUCAGGCCAAAGGGCGCACGGAAGAGGACAAGCUGUGCGGUCUCCUAA
Molecule: messenger RNA, 747 nt
Organism: Rhipicephalus microplus (southern cattle tick)
Lineage: Eukaryota; Metazoa; Arthropoda; Arachnida; Ixodida; Ixodidae
Product: ras-related protein Rap-2a
Molecular function (GO): GTP binding; GTPase activity
Source: RefSeq, a predicted model, not a curated record